AUGAGCUUCACCCUCCACUCAGUUUUCUUCACCCUCAAGGCCAGCAUCCUGCUGGGGUCCCUGCUGGGGCUCUGCUUGGGCCUGGAGUUCAUGGGCCUCCCCAACCAGUGGGCCCGCUACCUCCGCUGGGACGCCAGCACGCGCAGUGAUCUGAGCUUCCAGUUCAAGACCAACGUCUCCACGGGGCUGCUCCUCUACCUGGACGAUGGUGGCGUCUGUGACUUCCUCUGCCUCUCCCUGGUGGAUGGCCGCGUUCAGCUCCGCUUUAGCAUGGACUGCGCUGAGACUGCCGUGCUGUCCAACAAGCAGGUGAACGACAGCAGCUGGCACUUCCUCAUGGUGAGCCGCGACCGCCUGCGCACCGUGCUGGUGCUGGAUGGCGAGGGCCAGUCUGGGGAGCUGCAGCCCCAGCGGCCGUACAUGGAUGUGGUCAGUGACUUGUUCCUUGGUGGAGUCCCCGCUGACAUUCGGCCUUCUGCCCUGACCCUUGAUGGAGUACAGGCCAUGCCCGGCUUCAAGGGAUUAAUCAUGGAUCUCAAAUAUGGCAACUCAGAGCCUCGGCUUCUGGGGAGCCAGGGCGUCCAGAUGGAAGCCGAGGGACCCUGUGGUGAGCGUCCCUGUGAAAAUGGAGGGAUCUGCUUCCUCCUGGACGGCCACCCCACCUGUGACUGUUCUACUACUGGCUAUGGUGGCACGCUGUGCUCAGAAGAUGUCAGUCAAGGUCCAGGCCUCUCCCACCUCAUGAUGAGUGAACAAGCUCGAGAGGAGAAUGUGGCCACUUUCCGAGGCUCAGAAUACCUGUGCUAUGACCUGUCUCAGAACCCGAUCCAGAGCAGCAGUGACGAAAUCACCCUCUCCUUCAAGACCUGGCAGCGCAACGGGCUCAUCCUGCACACGGGCAAGUCGGCUGACUAUGUCAACCUGGCUCUGAAGGAUGGUGCGGUCUCCUUGGUCAUUAACCUGGGGUCCGGGGCCUUUGAGGCCAUUGUGGAGCCAGUGAAUGGGAAGUUCAACGACAACGCCUGGCAUGAUGUCAAAGUGACACGCAACCUCCGGCAGGUGACAAUCUCUGUGGAUGGCAUUCUUACCACGACGGGCUAUACGCAGGAAGACUACACUAUGCUGGGCUCGGAUGAUUUCUUCUAUGUGGGAGGAAGCCCAAGUACCGCUGACUUGCCGGGCUCACCUGUGAGCAACAACUUCAUGGGCUGCCUUAAGGAGGUUGUUUAUAAGAAUAAUGACAUCCGUCUGGAGCUGUCUCGUCUGGCACGGAUUGGGGACACAAAAAUGAAAAUCUAUGGUGAAGUUGUGUUCAAGUGUGAGAAUGUGGCCACACUGGACCCCAUCAACUUUGAGACCCCAGAGGCUUACAUCAGCUUGCCCAAGUGGAACACCAAACGAAUGGGCUCUAUCUCCUUUGACUUCCGCACCACUGAGCCCAACGGCCUGAUCCUCUUCACUCAUGGGAAGCCCCAAGAGAGGAAGGAUGCUCGAAGCCAAAAGAACACAAAAGUUGACUUCUUUGCUGUGGAACUUCUCGAUGGCAACCUGUACUUGCUGCUCGAUAUGGGCUCAGGCACCAUCAAAGUGAAAGCCACCCAGAAGAAAGCCAAUGACGGGGAAUGGUACCAUGUGGAUAUUCAGCGCGAUGGCAGAUCAGGUACCAUAUCAGUGAACAGCAGGCGCACGCCAUUCACCGCCAGUGGGGAGAGCGAGAUCCUGGACCUGGAGGGAGACAUGUACCUGGGCGGSCUGCCGGAGAACCGUGCUGGCCUCAUCCUCCCCACGGAGCUCUGGACCGCCAUGCUCAACUACGGCUACGUGGGCUGCAUCCGAGACCUGUUCAUCGACGGGCGCAGCAAGAACAUCCGGCAGCUGGCGGAGAUGCAGAACGCCGCGGGCGUCAAGUCCUCCUGUUCACGGAUGAGCGCCAAGCAGUGUGACAGCUACCCCUGCAAGAACAACGCUGUGUGCAAGGACGGCUGGAACCGCUUCAUCUGCGACUGCACGGGCACCGGCUACUGGGGAAGAACCUGCGAAAGGGAGGCGUCCAUCCUGAGCUACGACGGCAGCAUGUACAUGAAGAUCAUCAUGCCCAUGGUCAUGCACACUGAGGCUGAGGAUGUGUCCUUCCGCUUCAUGUCCCAGCGAGCCUACGGGCUCCUGGUGGCUACUACCUCCAGGGACUCCGCUGACACGCUGCGCCUGGAGCUCGAUGGGGGUCGCGUCAAGCUCAUGGUUAACUUAGACUGUAUCAGGAUAAACUGUAACUCCAGCAAAGGACCUGAGACCCUGUAUGCAGGGCAGAAGCUCAAUGACAACGAGUGGCACACCGUUCGGGUGGUGCGGAGAGGAAAAAGCCUAAAGUUAACCGUGGACGAUGAUGUGGCCGAGGGUACGAUGGUGGGAGACCACACUCGCUUGGAGUUCCAUAAUAUUGAAACUGGUAUCAUGACAGAGAAACGAUACAUCUCCGUUGUCCCCUCUAGUUUCAUUGGGCACCUGCAGAGCCUCAUGUUUAAUGGCUUGCUCUACAUUGACUUGUGCAAAAAUGGUGACAUUGAUUACUGUGAGCUGAAGGCUCGUUUUGGACUGAGGAACAUCAUCGCUGACCCUGUCACCUUUAAGACCAAGAGCAGCUACCUGAGCCUUGCCACCCUCCAGGCCUACACCUCCAUGCACCUCUUCUUCCAGUUCAAGACCACCUCGGCCGAUGGCUUCAUUCUCUUCAACAGCGGUGAUGGCAAUGACUUCAUUGCAGUUGAGCUAGUCAAGGGGUACAUACACUACGUUUUUGAUCUCGGAAAUGGCCCCAAUGUGAUCAAAGGUAACAGUGAUCGCCCCCUGAAUGACAACCAGUGGCACAACGUCGUCAUCACUCGGGACAACAGUAACACCCACAGCCUGAAGGUGGACACCAAGGUGGUUACACAAGUUAUCAAUGGUGCCAAAAAUCUGGAUUUGAAAGGCGACCUCUACAUGGCUGGCCUGGCCCAAGGCAUGUACAGCAACCUCCCAAAGCUUGUGGCCUCUCGGGAUGGCUUCCAGGGCUGUCUGGCAUCUGUGGACUUGAACGGGCGGCUGCCGGACCUCAUCAAUGAUGCCCUCCACCGCAGCGGACAGAUCGAGCGCGGCUGUGAAGGACCCAGUACCACCUGCCAGGAAGAUUCCUGUGCCAACCAGGGGGUUUGCAUGCAGCAGUGGGAAGGCUUCACCUGCGACUGCUCCAUGACGUCCUAUUCUGGAAACCAGUGCAAUGAUCCUGGCGCUACCUAUAUCUUUGGGAAAAGUGGUGGCCUCAUCCUCUACACCUGGCCGGCCAAUGACAGGCCCAGCACGCGCUCUGACCGCCUGGCAGUGGGCUUCAGCACCACGGUGAAGGAUGGCAUCUUAGUACGCAUCGACAGCGCUCCAGGUCUUGGAGACUUCCUGCAGCUUCACAUAGAACAGGGAAAAAUUGGUGUUGUUUUCAAUAUUGGCACAGUUGACAUCUCCAUCAAAGAGGAGAGGACCCCAGUCAAUGAUGGCAAAUACCACGUGGUGCGCUUCACCAGGAAUGGAGGCAAUGCCACCCUCCAGGUGGACAACUGGCCAGUGAAUGAACACUAUCCUACAGGCAACACUGAUAAUGAACGCUUCCAAAUGGUAAAACAGAAAAUCCCCUUCAAAUAUAACCGACCCGUAGAAGAGUGGCUGCAGGAAAAAGGCCGGCAGUUAACCAUCUUCAACACCCAGGCGCAAAUAGCCAUUGGCGGGAAGGAUAAAGGACGCCUCUUCCAAGGUCAACUCUCUGGGCUCUAUUAUGAUGGUUUGAAAGUACUGAAUAUGGCAGCUGAGAACAACCCUAAUAUUAAAAUCAAUGGAAGUGUCCGACUGGUGGGAGAAGUCCCAUCCAUUUUGGGAACAACCCAGACGACCUCCAUGCCACCGGAAAUGUCUACCACAGUCAUGGAAACCACCACCACAAUGGCUACUACCACAACCCGCAAGAAUCGCUCCACAGCCAGCAUUCAGCCAACCUCAGAUGACCUUGUUUCAUCUGCUGAAUGUUCAAGUGAUGAUGAAGACUUCGUUGAAUGUGAGCCGAGUACAGAUAAGAGUCUUUCCACUUCAAUCUUCGAAGGUGGCUACAAAGCACAUGCGCCCAAGUGGGAAUCCAAGGACUUUAGACCUAACAAAGUCUCCGAAACUAGUAGGACUACUACCACAUCUUUGUCCCCUGAGCUGAUCCGCUUCACAGCUUCCUCCUCGUCUGGGAUGGUGCCCAAAUUGCCAGCUGGCAAAAUGAAUAACCGUGAUCUCAAACCCCAGCCUGAUAUAGUCUUGCUUCCGUUGCCCACUGCCUAUGAGCUAGACAGCACCAAACUGAAGAGCCCACUAAUUACUUCCCCCAUGUUCCGUAAUGUGCCCACAGCAAACCCCACGGAGCCGGGAAUCAGACGGGUUCCGGGGGCCUCAGAGGUGAUCCGGGAGUCGAGCAGUACAACAGGGAUGGUCGUCGGCAUUGUGGCUGCUGCCGCCCUCUGCAUCUUGAUCCUCCUGUACGCCAUGUACAAGUACAGGAACAGGGACGAGGGGUCCUAUCAAGUGGACGAGACGCGGAACUACAUCAGCAACUCGGCCCAGAGCAACGGCACGCUCAUGAAGGAGAAGCAACCGAGCUCGAAGAGCGGCCACAAGAAACAGAAGAACAAGGACAAAGAGUAUUACGUGUAA
Messenger RNA from Urocitellus parryii (Arctic ground squirrel), 4716 nucleotides. It is a transcript of the gene Nrxn3, whose product is annotated as neurexin 3. Lineage: Eukaryota; Metazoa; Chordata; Mammalia; Rodentia; Sciuridae. The record is from RefSeq and is a predicted model, not a curated record.